UCCACGCAACUGAAUCUGAGUUUGAAUACGUUCGGGUUCCACGCAUUCGUUGCUCGCCAUGACCACGCCACAGGACGAGGAUGGGCAGGACACCGUCCAAACCACAUCCUCAACACUCUCAAAAUCAACCACACCCGCCGGAUUCCCCUCCUUCCCGUCAUUCUCCACCUUCAACCCCACCACAAUCGCUCUCCCAUCCUUCCCAUCCUUCAAAACAGCCCAAACAAUCCCGCCCCCGCAACCACCCCCUUCAAGAUCACCCGCCUUUCCCGUCCCAGACGCACCCCCCCGACGUCCGCGAUCACCGUCCCGAAAAGCAGAUAGGAAGAGGCGACGGAGCAGUAGUAGGAGUGUAGACUCAGACGAUGGUGAUCGGUCGGAGACGAACCGUGGUGGGAGAAAGCCGUCGAAGAAGAAGAAGAACCAUCGCAAGGAGGGAAAGAAGAGGAGACGCUCUAGAUCAAGGUCGAGAUCUAGGGAUGCAAAGAAGCGGGAGGAGUUCACGUUCAAUAAGAACUCGGCAUAUCAUAAUGUCAUCGAGACGACCGAUUUCGUUCUUGAUCGGAAAGGCGAUCGCCGAAACUUGGCGUACCAACGUGGAACUAGCUCCACGUUGAGCUACAAGCGUUGGGGAGACAUGGUUUUGGGUGCUCCGUCGGAUUGGAGAAUCGACAGAUACGCCACGCGCAAGAGCCGUGACGUUGUCGUUUAUCGGUACAGACCGAUGGAUUCAAGCUCUCACGGAUUGGGGAAAGUGCGAUAUCAAGAUUUCAAACGUGUUCUCAAAGAGCCUGGCAUUCCGAUGAGGCUGAAAUCAAAGGACGAUGCGACCCGACAAGAACACGAUAGCGGUGACUUCAUCUCUAUCGCCGCUGACCCAGCUUUAAAGUCCGACAUCCCGUCAGAUGUGAUCUCCGAGGAUGCCCACUUUACGGAAGAGACUGCGAAAGCUAAUAAACGGCUGCGAGAGAACCCAAAAGACCUUUCCUUAUGGCUUGAGCUCAUCAAACUGCAAGACACCCUCCUCCUGAACAAAGAGGACAAAGGAAACCUCAGGGUGGCAGUACACGAGAAGAAACAGGCGAUCUUCGAGUCCGCGCUCAAGGAACUGCCCAACAACGAGGAACUUUUAUGCGGCUACAUGGCCAGCUGCCAAGAAACCUACGAGACGACCGCAAUCCUCACAAAAUGGGACAACGUCCUCCGUGCGAGUUCCAACUCGAUCGAAUUAUGGAUGCAGUACAUCGAUUUCCGACAAACCAUCUACGGCGCGUUCAGCGUGUCGUCGUGUAUCGAGCUGUACGAGGAUUGCAUGGACACGAUGCGGAAGGAUACGAAAGCAGGGGCAGUGAAGCGGGAGGAAAUCCUUACGCAUUUGUUCACACGGGCUUGUCUGCUGCUGUACCAGUCGGGCUUCCGUGAGCGCGCCGUGGCGUUGUACCAGGCGAUCAUCGAGUUCAACUGCUUUUGCCCGCCGGCGUUUCGGACCCAGACGUAUGAACAGCGUUUGGGCAUGUUUGAGUCGUUUUGGGAAAGCGAGGUCCCGCGAUUUGGGGAGGAUGGCGCGGAGGGAUGGGCUGCCAAUAUCCUCAAAACAGGGAAGCCCGCUGACGCUCCAGCGCCUCCUAGUCCACCGCCUGAAAUGGACGACGAGGAAGAUGAAUAUGCGAGGUUCUUGUAUGAGGAGACACAGCAGGAUUACAGGAAUUGGCUACCUCUCCGUGAAGCGGCGGACGAUAACGGUAUAGAUGAUCCGUACCGCACCGUCAUGUUCGAUGAUGUGUCCACGCUCAUGUUUGAUGUCCGACACGAGUCGACGAGGCAGCAACUCAUUCAUAAUUUCUUGCAUCUGCUGUCGGUGCCGCUCAACGGUGGCAUCUCGUCAUCGCAUCUGUUCUUUCGCGACCCGUUCCUGCAUGGAGAGCUGGCCAGUCAUGUGUCCUCGAUGGGGUUCUGGCCGCCGUCAUUGGAUUCGCUCCCGAUGAUUGCGGAUGCAGGACAUUCUGCGAAUGACAGCGAAGACGAGGCUGAUGCAGACCCACGCGCAAAACUCCCCGACAUUCCCAUCAAAGUCUGGCCGCAGACGCCCAAUACCCUCUCCGAAGCCGGGACAUGGUUCCGUCUCUGGACGGAGCGAGACGUCCAUAUCGUCAAAUCAGCCGGGCGGGGCAGGCACGGUUUCGUCAAUAACAUCCUCGCACAGACGCAAAACAUGGAUCCACCACUGCAACGAGAUUUCUUGCCGUUGCAAUAUACCCUCGAAGCGGCCUUCAAUGCCAAACGGGCGGCCAAACUCGCCAAGCAGCAGUUGAAAACUGAGCGGCAGAAUCUGGAAUUGUGGGACGCUUAUGCGCAGAUUGAUCUUGCGCAGGGGAGGACGAAGGAGGCGAGGAGCGUGUAUGAGGUUGCGUUGCAGUCCUAUCGCACAUUCCCUAAAGACAAGCAGACAUCGGCACCCGCGCUGUACCACAACCUCGCGGAACUGGAGUACCACGCUGGAAACAUCCCGCGCGCCAUCACGGUGCUACUCGCCUUUGCGCUAGACGAGCCUCUUCCGCCAAGCUCACCACAAUCUCAAGCCGCGGGAGAUUCUUCCAAUCACCAACCCACUCCCGUAAAAAUCAUAAAAGCCCGCAAAUCCCUCCUCGAAAAACUCUCCUCCCUCCUCGACCCCACCAUGCCCCUCUCCUCCCCCCCUGCCACCCUCUUCCUCCACACCCUCGCCUGCUACGCCCUCACCGAAUACCUCUGUCACUCCGUCACCGACGCCCAAGAAGUUCACGAAAGAUUCCUGCAAUCCCUCACCUCCCCCGACUCCCCGCCGACAGCGCUCGAAGAAGCCGUGUGGGAAUCGUACGCGCGGUUGCUGUACAUGCACGCGACCUCUGGCCAGCCGUUUAAGCCUGCCGUGUUUAGAGAGGUGCUGGAACGUGCGUUGGAGAGAUACCCGGUGAAUACCAUGAUGUGGGCCUUGUAUGGGUGGAAUGAGGGGAGGAUGAAGGUUGAGAUGAGGGUUAGGAGGGCGGUUGAUCGGGCUUUGAAUAGCAACCCAUCUCAUAUCCUCUGGACAUUCGCGAUUUGGGCCGAACUGCACCAGCGCCAAACCGCCAACGCCAAUAUCGUCCGAUCGCUUUUCGAGCGCGCGCUUGAUAGUCCGAGCGCUCGACAUUCCGUCUCGCUGUGGUACCUCUACCUCCACUUUGAAGCGAAGCAGGGCAACACGGCCAAAGCGAAGACGCUGGUUUUUAGAGCUGUAAGGGAGUGUCCGUGGUGUAAAGACAUCUACCUCCUCCCGUUUGGACUCCUCCGUGCCGAAUUCGACGACGAUGAGUUGGCGGAGAUGGCGGCGUUGAUGGAUGAGAAGGAGUUACGGAUUCGGGCGAGCGUUGGGUGAUUUUACUAGUGCGGAUGGGGACGAGCUCAUGGGUUCAGCAUCUGGAGCUGUGUGUGUAGCGUAGAAGCGUUACAGUUUCCCCCUCACGUAGGUUACACCCAAUCCCGUUGGGGUAACGUCUUUUGGUAUAUCGAUUCCCAUUCCCUGAAUCGACUCGCAAACAAGUCGGACGUCUCCCGGAACAAAACACAAACAGACAACAUGUUAGCAGGCAAUGUGCGGCA
Messenger RNA from Fimicolochytrium jonesii, 3618 nucleotides. RefSeq names its product NRDE-2, necessary for RNA interference-domain-containing protein. Bases 59 to 3394 code for a protein of 1111 amino acids. The record is from RefSeq and is a predicted model, not a curated record. The transcript has 9 exons. Gene Ontology annotation, cellular component: catalytic step 2 spliceosome. Gene Ontology annotation, molecular function: protein binding. NCBI's taxonomy places the organism in Eukaryota, Fungi, Chytridiomycota, Chytridiomycetes, Spizellomycetales, Powellomycetaceae. Gene Ontology annotation, biological process: RNA processing; negative regulation of RNA catabolic process; regulatory ncRNA-mediated post-transcriptional gene silencing.